This is a messenger RNA of Helobdella robusta, 558 nucleotides long. RefSeq lists its product as hypothetical. The coding region runs from base 1 to 558 and encodes 185 amino acids. The transcript is spliced from 2 exons. Lineage: Eukaryota; Metazoa; Annelida; Clitellata; Rhynchobdellida; Glossiphoniidae. The record is from RefSeq and is a predicted model, not a curated record.
AUGGCGAAAGUGAAUCAUCCUUUCAGCCAUUCAGAGCAUUCCAUUUCCUCGUCUAACAACAAUGUUAUAUUCCGUUAUGUCAUCUCGGUAGUGAACAGCCAACAACAGAUCGCUUACAACAACAACAAAAGUGCCCCUGAUCCAAACGACAUCAAUAACCACUACAACAACAGCUUCAACAACAACAGCAUCGAUGACGCCGCCGACAACAACUUCAAUGCUGCAUACGGCAACACAAACAUCAAGAUGAACGACGGCAAAAGCGCAAAUGAGCACAGCCACAACAACUGUGUCGUAAACGAUUCGAAAAAAUUGGCAGCGCCGAAAUCUCAAACCACCAACCGCUACAAUCCUUACAGCGGCACGAACCGCACUUCAAUGGUGCACGGUAGAGGGCGAACCACAAAAACCCAACAAAACAAAUUCCAACGAAGCUUCCUUAAAAGUUCUGACCUUCGGGAGGAACAAGGAGGAGAGCUUGAAGAAGAAGAAGACUGCAACUCAAAUCUGAGUGCUGAGUUUACAAGUAAAUUAAGUUCUUUUCUACAAAUUGAUUGA